Molecule: messenger RNA, 753 nt
Organism: Cydia splendana
Lineage: Eukaryota; Metazoa; Arthropoda; Insecta; Lepidoptera; Tortricidae
Product: ribonuclease H-like
Exons: 1
Coding region: 1-753 (250 amino acids)
Biological process (GO): DNA replication, removal of RNA primer
Molecular function (GO): nucleic acid binding; RNA-DNA hybrid ribonuclease activity
Source: RefSeq, a predicted model, not a curated record
AUGACCCCAGCUGCUGAAACUCCCCACCCUGCUGAGCAGAGCAAACUUGAAAUAGUAAGCCUGGCAAACCAGGAACAAUACGAUGCAAAUAACAACUACGAAGUUCGUAUAUUCACUGACGGCAGCAAGCUCGGCGGAAAAGUAGGAGCAGCAUUGUCCAUCUGGAACAGUACGUCAGAAACCAAGACCCAAAAGCUUGCUCUACCAAGCUAUAGCACGGUUUACCAGGCAGAGCUGCUAGCACUGUGUAAAGCAACUGGAGAAAUAAUAAGACACAAAGCAAAGUCGUUUGGAGUUUACAGCGACUCUAUGGCGGCCCUCCAAACCGUUAAAAACAGCCAAUGCCUACAUCCACUGGCCGUGGAAGCGAGAGAGAACCUUAGGACUUCAUACCUUCAAGGUAAAGCCGUCCACUUACACUGGAUAAAGGCUCACGCAGGUCUGGAAGGGAACGAGAGAGCAGACCAAUUAGCAAAAGAGGCCGCUGAAAACUCCAAACGAAAACCGGAUUACGAACUAUGCCCGGUGUCCUUCGUCAAGCGAAGUAUUCGUCGGGAUACGCUUGACGAAUGGAAUAAAAGAUAUGCGACUGGAGACACAGCGUCGGGCACCAAACUCUUCUUCCCGAAUGCUAUUACGGCGUACAGGACGGUCAGAAAGAUGGAAGCAACUAAUAUAAAGACGCAACUAAUGACAGGGCACGGUGGAUUCGCAGAAUACUUGAAUCGCUUCAAGUGUAAGGAGAGUCCAUAA